This is a messenger RNA of Schizophyllum commune H4-8, 2003 nucleotides long. RefSeq names its product DUF382-domain-containing protein. The record is from RefSeq and is a predicted model, not a curated record. Gene Ontology annotation, biological process: mRNA splicing, via spliceosome. Gene Ontology annotation, cellular component: U2 snRNP; precatalytic spliceosome; catalytic step 2 spliceosome. Bases 51 to 1826 code for a protein of 591 amino acids. The transcript has 8 exons. NCBI's taxonomy places the organism in Eukaryota, Fungi, Basidiomycota, Agaricomycetes, Agaricales, Schizophyllaceae.
CACGCCUUCCUGCCUCUUACCGUCACCGCGAAUUCACCGGUCAACUCGUCAUGGUCGCCCAACCCGACGUCGAGUCCGCCCCCAACGGCGUUAAUGGCGUCAAUGGCGCGGCGAAGCCUAAAAUCAAGUCCAAGAACCAGCUCAGGCGGCUGAAGGCGAAGCAGAAGAAAACGGAGACUCAAAGCGCGCCUGCCACCAAUGGCAAGGGCGAUGCUCAUGAGCACGAAGACAAGGAUGUCAAGAUGGAGGACGCGACGCAGCCGGAUAACGCCAAUGUUGAGUACGUGUCUGAGCAGCUGGAUAGCAGCGUCCUCGGGGCAUUCUCCGACGUUUUUGCCAAGUUCCGUCCCCCACCUGAAGCGGAGACAACGGCUACAUCGACAGAACCGACGAAAGGCGAAGUCAUCUAUUCCGAUGAUGACAUGGCCUCGGAGGGGGACUCGGACGCGGAGGAGAAGAAGCCGUUAUCGAAGAAGAAACAGCGCAAGAUGAACCGGCUGACCGUCGCGGAGCUCAAGCAGGUCGUGAAGAAGCCCGAAGUCGUCGAAUGGACGGACGUCACGGCAGCAGACCCCCGGCUAUUGUUGCACAUGAAGAGCUACCGGAAUACUGUCCCCAUCCCCGUGCACUGGAGUGCUAAGCGUGAUUACCUCCAGGGUAAGCGCGGUAUCGAGAAGCCUCCUUUCCAGCUCCCCUCGUACAUCGCGGACACCGGUAUUGCGACCAUGCGUGACGCGGUCAAGGAGAAGGAGGCGAAUAUGUCGUUGAAGGCGAAGACACGCGAGCGCGUGCAACCCAAGAUGGGCAAGAUCGACAUCGACUACCAAAAGUUACACGAUGCUUUCUUCAAGUUCCAGACGAAGCCGCCAGUGACGGGCUUCGGUGAAAUGUAUUACGAGGGCAAAGAAUUCGAGACCUCAUUGAAGGAGAAGCGGCCAGGAGAUCUAUCACCUGAGCUCGUCGAAGCACUCUCAAUACCUCCAUUAGCACCCCCGCCAUGGCUUAUCAGCAUGCAGCGGUUCGGUCCUCCUCCCAGCUACCCUACCCUCCGUAUACCUGGUCUCAACGCACCGAUCCCCGAAGGCGCACAAUGGGGCUUCCAUCCUGGUGGAUGGGGAAAGCCGCCUUUGGACGAGUACAACCGUCCCUUAUAUGGCGAUGUCUUCGGCGUAUUGCCGAAGGUCAAUGACAGCGCGGGCGGGGAGCCAGUGGACAAAGAGCCAUGGGGAGAACUGGAGCCCGAAGAGGAAGACGAAGAGGAGGAAGAGGACGAAUCCGAGGAAGAAGAAGAGGAGGAGGAAGCUGCUGCGCCCAUGGACGGUAUACAGACUCCGUCGGGAUUGGAGACACCGUCUGGUAUGGCGAGCGUUGUGUCGUCCGUCCCCGGCGGUCUGGAGACGCCCGACUUCUUGGAGCUGCGCAAGAACACCGGAAGGCCAACAGUGGCCGAUGCCGUCGAGACGGGCCCGCGGUCAUUGUACCAGGUCGUGCCGGAGAAGCAGACCAAUGUUCGCGGUCUCAUGGGCAGCGAACGGGGAUACGAUGUCAGCGCAGUCGCCGGUGCCGCAAUACCAGUGCUCGGCGACGAGCGUGGACAGAAGCGCAAGAACGGCGUCGACGUCUCGAUCGAUGCCGAACAACUGGAAGGCAUGUCGACGGAGGAUCUCCAGCGCAAGUACAACGAGCACUCUCGCGGCGGUGUUCAUGUACCAGGCGCGGGCCGCAGCGAGGACUUCUCCGACAUGGUCGCGAAGGAGUCGGCCAAGAGGAAGCAAAAGGCGGAGACCGACAGAGACAGGAAGAAGGGCAAGGAGUUCAAGUUCUAGGUCGGGACAUUCACCGGUGUUGCCCUUUUCGUCACUUUGUUCUGCUAUUUUGUGCUUUCUUAUUGUACAUCUCCCGACAGCAGGGACACACCACUUUGCUGGUAAUGCUACCGCACCCAUCUUGUGAAUGCGCCCACUUCGGAGCAAGUGCUGCUACAUGUUCAAGAGCAAAGUGCU